AUGCACGCCUUGAGUGCAGACGGACGCUAUGCCCACGCGCGCGCCAUCCUCGGCCCGGAGCUGCACGAGAAGUUGCCUACGUUGAAGGUCUUGCUCGUCGGUGCGGGCGGCAUUGGAUGCGAACUGCUGAAGAACAUCGUCCUCGCCGGCUUCGGAAAUAUCACCCUCUUGGACUUGGACACAAUCGACUUGUCGAACCUGAACAGGCAAUUCUUGUUCCGGAAGAAGGACGUGAAGCAAAGCAAGGCGCAGGUGGCCGCGCGCACCGCUGCGGCUUUCAACCCGCACGUCAACAUCAUUCCUGUGCACGGGAACAUAAAAGACCCCCAUUAUGAUCUUGCAUGGUUCUCCAACUUCGAUAUUGUACUCAACGCGCUGGACAACCUCGAUGCGCGGAGGCACGUCAACAAGAUGUGCAUGGCCGCCAACAUCCCGCUCGUCGAGUCCGGCACUGCUGGCUAUCUGGGUCAAGUUCAACCCAUCAUCAAGGAUCGCACAGAAUGCUUCGAUUGCGUACAGAAACCCACGCCCAAGACUUUCCCAAUAUGCACGAUCCGCUCGACGCCCUCGCAGCCCAUACACUGCAUCGUAUGGGGGAAGAGCUAUCUUCUGCCUCAGCUGUUCGGCGAAGAUGAGAACGCGACGGAUGAUCUCGACGAUGCGCUCAAAGCAGGUGAAAACGCACAGGAGAUCGAUGCCCUGAAGAGAGAAGCUCUCGCAUUCAAGGCCGUGCGUGCCGCGUUGCGCUCAGCAGACCGCGCUUCGGAGGCGCCGAAGCUCGUUUUUGAGAAGGUCUUCGACAGAGACAUUCGCAACCUUUUGUCAAUGGAGGAUAUGUGGAAACAUCGCGCGAAGCCCACGCCUCUGGACUUCUACGCGAUCCGGGACGACCGCUUCGAGCUACGGGGCCAGAAGGCUAGCAAGGUUGCGCUUGCGGUUAACGGCGCGACGUCCGCGAACACGAAUGGCACUAGCACUGCUACGAAUGGAACUUCUAAUGGAGCUUCGACUAGCGCGAGCGCUAAGCUGAAGGAUCAGCGCGCAUUGUCCCUGCGGGAUAGCUGGGAGAUGUUUGUAGCGAGCACACAGAAACUUGCUGCGCGGGUUCAGGCUGGCGAGGAGACCAUCUCUUUCGAUAAGGACGAUGACGACACGCUAGACUUUGUCACCUCUGCAGCGAACCUGAGGUCUGCGGCUUACGGUAUCCCCGGCAAGAGUCGAUGGGAGGUCAAAGAGAUGGCGGGAAACAUUAUCCCCGCGAUUGCGACAACCAAUGCGAUCGUGUCGGGUUUGAUCGUCUUACAAGCACUACACGUCUUGCGCAAGUCCUACAACGCGCUCAAGGAUGUCCACAUCCUCUUCAAGCCCACAAAACCUCUCACCCCUGGUGUCAAGGCCCCGCCUAUCCCCACUUGCGGUGUAUGUCGCGACGCGUACGGCCUCUUACGAUGUGACCCCGCGCGCGUCACGCUCGGCCAGGUCGUAGAAGCUGUUACUGCGGGUAUCCGGUGGGGUACCGCAUGUGACGGUGACGGCGACGUCAGCAUGGAGGCGCCGGAAGUCAGCACUUAUGAGGCGCAGAGGUUACUCAGCGACCCUGACUUCGAUGAUAACCUCGGGAGGACGCUCGAGAGUUUGGGCGUCACGCGUGGGAAGUUCCUUACCAUCCAGGAUGAGGACGGCGUGUAUCAGCCCAUAUCGCUAGGUAUUGCGAUGUUACUGUCUGACCACCCCGCGGACGCACCACCGAUGAUCCUACCCUCGCCGAUGCCCACACCGGCCAAGCGCCCGGCGAAGCCCGCGCCAAAACCAGAAGCGUCGCCCGCUGCAUCACUCGGCAAGCGGGGAGCUCCUGAUGAUGAUGAUAUCGAGUCGAGCCAGCCAGCGAAGAAGGUCGCGCGUGGUUUACCAUCCGGACCCGCCACACCGAGCAAGCGGCGUCUGUUGGAAGAAGACGGGCUCGUGUUGCUAGAAGAGCAGAAUGAGAAGGUCGACGACGACGAUGCUGUCAUCGUGUUGGAUUAA
Messenger RNA from Peniophora sp. CBMAI 1063, 2025 nucleotides. The record is from the annotation of a GenBank genome assembly. NCBI's taxonomy places the organism in Eukaryota, Fungi, Basidiomycota, Agaricomycetes, Russulales, Peniophoraceae.